This is a messenger RNA of Mangifera indica (mango), 1233 nucleotides long. Its product is annotated as probable protein S-acyltransferase 1. Gene Ontology annotation, molecular function: protein-cysteine S-palmitoyltransferase activity. The record is from RefSeq and is a predicted model, not a curated record. The transcript is spliced from 5 exons. Gene Ontology annotation, cellular component: Golgi apparatus; endoplasmic reticulum. NCBI's taxonomy places the organism in Eukaryota, Viridiplantae, Streptophyta, Magnoliopsida, Sapindales, Anacardiaceae. Gene Ontology annotation, biological process: protein targeting to membrane; peptidyl-L-cysteine S-palmitoylation. The coding region runs from base 1 to 1233 and encodes 410 amino acids.
AUGAGUAAGAACAAUGCUCAGGUUCAUUCUUUUUCCGGUGAAAUUGAUGGUACGUCUCUUCCCAAACCCAAAACCACCAGGCUCUAUAAGAUUUGGAAGGGUAACAAUAAAUUUUUUUGUGGUGGGAGACUUAUUUGUGGUCCAGAUGCAUCAUCCUUAGUUUUAACGUCAAUUAUGAUUGGAGGUCCUGCAAUGGCGUUUUGCUUCAAAAUGUUAUUGUUAAUCUACCGGGGAAAUCCUGUUUAUCACUACCUGGUAUUGAUUGGAGCCUUUGUUCUUACAACUUUGGUGGGUUUUGUUUUUUCUUUUCUCUUCCUAACCUCUGGUAGGGAUCCUGGGAUAAUCCCAAGGAAUGUACGUCCACCUGAACUGGAUAAUUCAUUUGGAAAAAUUACUCAAUCAACAGAGUGGGUUAACAACAAAGCUCUUAAUUUGAGAUUGCCUCGGACUAAGGAUUUAAUUAUUAAUGGCCUAUCAAUUAGAGUUAAGUUCUGUGACACGUGUUUGUUGUAUCGGCCACCAAGAGCUUCUCAUUGCUCAAUCUGCAACAACUGUGUUCAGAAGUUUGAUCAUCACUGUCCAUGGGUGGGACAAUGCAUCGGAAUACGCAAUUAUCCAUUCUUCAUUUGUUUUAUAUCAACCUCGACAUUCUUGUGCCUAUAUGUCUUUUUCUUUUCUUGGAUGAACGUCUUACGUAAGGAAGGCAAUUUGUUGACGGUCAUGUCUGAAGAUAUUUUAUCAGUUGCUCUCAUAAUAUAUUGCUUUGUAACUGUUUGGUUCGUUGGUGGGCUUACGGUUUUUCACAUUUAUCUCAUGUGCUCCAACCAGACAACUUAUGAAAAUUUUCGGUACCGGUAUGAUAAGAAGCAAAACCCCUUCAAUAACGGGAUGCGAAAGAAUCUUAAAGAAAUUUUCUUCUCAAAGGUCCCACCUUCAAUGAUUAAUUUCCGAGAUUGGACAACAGAAAAUGAUGUUUCAGUAAUUGGAUCUUUUCGUUCAGAAUAUAGUGAAGACUUCAUUAAUCCAAAAGAAAAAUUUGACCAAGAAAUGGGGAAGAGUGGGAAGGAUGUGGAUAGCCGCAUACCAAGGAUUUUUCAAAAUUUGGAUUUUAAUGGUAUUGAUGGUAAUUUGAAGAAGGCAGGAAAUGGCACUGCUACAUUUGAUCCAUUUUUGGCACCUACUCGAGCACCAAAAUAUGCACCACAGUACUCCACCGAUAAGAGGACACAUUAG